AUGCCUCUUAGUAUUAUCUCCCCCUCUGGCUCCGAGAGCUGUCGUGGAACAAUUCUUCUUCGUGAGAAAUCCGAUGACGAGCAGAGGUACCACCCUGGGUUGAAACACGACCCACAGAAUCCAUCACUUCUCUUAGAUCCACAACCCUCUGAUGACCCGAAUGAUCCUCUGAAUUGGUCGACCGGUAAAAAGGAUAUGGUCUAUAUGGCCCUUUUUAUUGGUUCCAUAAUCCUUGCGGCAGUCCCAGCCCCAGUACUUGCAUCGUCUACGGCAGUUUUGUCUGAGGUUCUGGGAGUCUCGCUAGACGACGUUGCUCUGCUUUCUGGAUAUCAAUUGCUUGUUGUCGGCCUCUACGGUCCUCCUUGUUCCGCCCUGGCUCGCAAGUAUGGCAAACGACUUCAGUACAUAUUUGCCUCUACGAUGGCGUUGGUUGGUACAAUAAUUUGCGUUGCAUCUGGGUCAAAGUAUUCAGCUCUUCUAGCCGGUCGACUGAUUCAAGGUUUCGGAACAACAGCAUUUGAGAGCCUGUCGAUUGCAACAAUAGGCGAUAUGUAUUUCGUCCAUCAACGUGGUAUCAGGACUGGGGCAAUGGUACUCACCUUAACAUGCCUCCCUGGGAUAGUUAAUAUCAUCGCCGGUCCAAUCACCCACUCAUUGGAAUGGAGAUAUAUGCUUAUUAUUCACUUGCCAUUUAUUACCCUUUCGUGGAUUCUCACAUUUCUUUUGGUGCCUGAAACUCAGUUUCAACGUUCUCAGUCGAGCCAACAACAAAUUGCGAUGGUCAGAAAUGCAAUAUUGUCAGACCCAAAAGCGGAAUCGACCGUCCAUAUAGAGGAUACCAAUACUGUCUCGAAAAAAACCUAUUGGCAGGGACUUGUGCCUACCUUUAAUACCUACACCGAUACUAGUCUUUUGAAGCUCAUUGCUGGGCCAUUUAUUACUCUACAUAAUCCCGCUGUCAUAUGGACCCUUGCCAUGGGUGGUGUAGUUGUGGCACUAUAUGUCAGUCUGUCAUACAUGCUCGCUCAAGUUUGGUCUGCUCCGCCGUAUGACUUGAACGCUGCCGGAAAUGGAUAUUUUUAUGUUGGAUCUACGCUAGGGGGUAUUAUCGGGGGUGUUGGUGGUGGAUGGCUGACCGAUGUGAUCACCAAAGCUUUAAUCCGUGCGAACGGUGGUGUUUAUGAGCCUGAAUUUCGCAUUCCAGUUCAGGUUGCUGCUGCUGCUUCCCUCGUAUUGGGCUACUUCUUAUUUGCAUGGGAUCUAAAACAUCCAACUCCUACUGGUUACUACUUAGGAUCCUUCUGCCAUGGAUGCAUAUGCUUUGGUAUCACGCUCGCGACCCUCAGCGCAAGCCUCUAUAUCUUGGAUGCGCACCCAAAUGAGACUACCGAGAUCUUUAUUAUUCAGAUGAUGUUUAAGAACCUCUUAUUCUUCGGGUUCUCACGCUUCAUUAAUACUUGGACCACCGAAGACGGCGCAUCAGCUGUCCUGGAAACCUAUGGAAUCGUAUCGAUUUGCCUAGUCGCUUCUUCGAUCGCAAUCUGUACGUACCCAAUUAUGAAACAUUUCGAGCUCCUUCUGGGAUGA
This is a messenger RNA of Talaromyces rugulosus, 1587 nucleotides long. RefSeq lists its product as uncharacterized. NCBI's taxonomy places the organism in Eukaryota, Fungi, Ascomycota, Eurotiomycetes, Eurotiales, Trichocomaceae. Gene Ontology annotation, biological process: transmembrane transport. The coding region runs from base 1 to 1587 and encodes 528 amino acids. The record is from RefSeq and is a predicted model, not a curated record. Gene Ontology annotation, molecular function: transmembrane transporter activity. The transcript is spliced from 11 exons.